Messenger RNA from Musca domestica (house fly), 1002 nucleotides. RefSeq names its product mitochondrial inner membrane protease ATP23 homolog. The transcript has 2 exons. Gene Ontology annotation, biological process: mitochondrial proton-transporting ATP synthase complex assembly; mitochondrial protein processing. Bases 66 to 920 code for a protein of 284 amino acids. The record is from RefSeq and is a predicted model, not a curated record. Gene Ontology annotation, cellular component: extrinsic component of mitochondrial inner membrane. NCBI's taxonomy places the organism in Eukaryota, Metazoa, Arthropoda, Insecta, Diptera, Muscidae. Gene Ontology annotation, molecular function: metalloendopeptidase activity.
UAGUUGUGGUAGCACCAGUCGGAAUGUUAUUUAACCCGACAAGACAUAUGAAAACAAAAUAAAUCAUGGGUUGGUUUACAAAAGUUGAAGCAAAGGCAAACGAAGCCAUCCCCGGAUUGGAUUUGGAAGCGAACUCUGCGGCAUCAAACAAACCCCAAGAGCCAGCAAAGGAUAAUGCAGAAAACAAAAAUACCGGCGAAGAAGCCCCUACCAAAACAAAUAAAGAAUGGGGAUAUGACUUGUACCCCGAGAGACGUGGUGAAGAAUUUAAACCUAAAUGGUCACGCAUUCUGCUCGGUCUGGAGGGUCAUGAAAACAUGGAUAAAGUCAAAUGUGAACGCAACGUAUACUGGUGUGUCAAGAAUAGCCCUCUGGUUAAGCUUAUGAUGGGAGCACUGCGAAGUUCUGGUUGUCCCAUUGACUUGAGAAGACACAUUUCAUGUGAGGUAUGUGACAGCAGUGUAACUGGUGGCUAUGAUCCCGUCCUUAAUCAGAUCGUUGUUUGUCAAAAUAUGGCACGCAAAGAAGGCAUGGUACAGGGUGUUCUGACACAUGAAAUGAUCCACAUGUUCGAUUAUUGUAACAAUGAUUUGGAUUUCCGCAACAUUGAUCAUUUGGCAUGCACCGAAAUUAGGGCAGCAAAUUUGGCUCAUUGUUCCUUUUUAAGUGCCAUGAUGCAGGGUGAUGCUUCGUUGUUUAACAUCAAACAAAGUCAUCAGAAAUGUGUCAAAUCCAAAGCAUUGGCCUCAGUUUUAGCUGUACGCAAUGUUACCCGCCAAGAAGCCAUAGAUGCUGUGGAAAGAGUAUUUCCUAAGUGUUAUAACGAUUUAGAACCAAUUGGACGUCGCAUUCGAAGAAACUCACCGGAUCAACAUAGAGCCUACAUGGAAGGUCCAAUGUAUGGCUAUGAUGUAUAUUAGAGUAAUAGUAAAUUUGUUAAUUUUUUUCGUUUAAAAUGAAAACAACUUUGGUAAUGGCAAAGUAAAUUUAUAAUAAUACCAA